AUGAUCAAACCUGAACACAGAUUCUUUAGCGACGGUCACGAUUUGCACGGCCAGGACCAUGAGGAUCCGGAGAGCGAGACCACCGCCGGGGUUUGGGACUGGGAGCAACUGAAGCAAUUCACGAUCAAAAGUCACAUCAAAUUCCUGCCUCCUUUUGGGGAGGUGAAGAUCCCCAAUCUGGCAAACAUCCUUGAUGUUGUCUCGCCCCAAGUGACCGAACUAUCAUUUGACGGCAACGGCCUCUUAACUGGCGUUUCGACUGACCCGGAAAAAGACCAAACAUGGCUUCUUGCAAAUCUCCCGUUCUCACUCUGCACGUCGCUGGCCGACUGCCGUGUAGUCAAUUACACCGAGCUCCAGGAACUUAAAAGGUUCGGGCACAAUGUCGUUAUCUCAUCGUACGAGGACGAAAACAGGGUUACUCAAAAGGUAGCCUUCAAGUUCAAUGUACUCCCCAAGGUAGUGCCGAUGCAAAAGGCAUGGGAUGAGCUGAAUCUUGUGAAAAGCCUACCUCCUCACCCUAACAUCCUCCCCAUGGACCGCGUUGUUCUGGACUACGGAGACGUACAACCUAGAGUACUAGGUUUCACAACAAAGUACAUCGAAGGCGGGACCCUCGAGGAUAUGGAUCCAAACAUACCCUUCCGCCUCGAGUGGCUACAGCAGCUGUUGGACGUGGUGGACUUCCUGAACUUGGAACUCGGCAUUAUGCACCAAGACAUCGCACCCCGAAAGUUACUGGUCGAUCACGACGCCAACAAAAUCAUCCUUUUCGACUUUAACUACGCCGCUGUGGGAGAUUACAUGAUGUACGGCAACCGCGACGACAUAAUGGGCGUCGUGUUUACGCUCUACGAACUCAUCACCAAAGAUGAUCAAUUUGCGAUGGUCCACCCCUGGGAUAAGAACAUGGACAUGGUUCAGAGUAAGGCCGAGUGGCCCGCCAACCGCCUGCUGGACGCUGAUGUUUCGGAAUUCCGCGCCGUGCUGAACAAAUGGGUAGCCAAGCGCCACUCAGAUGGGGAAAGGGGCAUGAAGCAAUAUAUGGAAGCAUGGAAGCGGCGUGGAUUUACAUUGCCCAACCGCCCAGAACCACCGGAGCACAGUGUCCCCUUCCAGUCCGCGGCGUGGCAAGAUGGAACGCCGUCCUUUACAACCGGCAUUAGGACUAGGACAACGGCCAUGGAGCUCGGGCAAUAUGUCUUCCGGUGGGAAAGACCUCCCCAGUGCCGUCUGCCGAAAGAGAGCAGGAAGAGGGCUAGGCAUGAAGUCGAUUAG
Molecule: messenger RNA, 1278 nt
Organism: Aspergillus mulundensis
Lineage: Eukaryota; Fungi; Ascomycota; Eurotiomycetes; Eurotiales; Aspergillaceae
Exons: 1
Coding region: 1-1278 (425 amino acids)
Biological process (GO): protein phosphorylation
Molecular function (GO): protein kinase activity; ATP binding
Source: RefSeq, a predicted model, not a curated record